Molecule: messenger RNA, 2008 nt
Organism: Nestor notabilis (Kea)
Lineage: Eukaryota; Metazoa; Chordata; Aves; Psittaciformes; Psittacidae
Product: pecanex-like protein 4
Exons: 6
Source: RefSeq, a predicted model, not a curated record
AAAAUGAUAUUCAUCCAGCAUUCCUGAGUAAUAAGAAUGGGUCCAGAUGUACCUCUGCUGAAUGAUUACAAACAGGAGUUCUUCUUGAAGCGCUUUCCACAAACUGUGCUGGGAGGUCCCCGGUUUAAAUUAGGCUAUUGUGCCCCUCCUUACAUAUAUGUGAAUCAGAUUAUUCUUUUCUUGAUACCAUGGGUUUUAGGAGGAGUAGGAACACUUUUGUACCAAUUAGGCAUUAUGAAAGACUACUGUACCGCAGCACUUUCAGGAGGACUGAUGUUUGUUACUGCACUUAUUCUUCAGAUGGCAAAUCUAUAUGCAAAGCAGAAAACAGUGACAGUAGAAAGAAUGCAAAUUCAGAAUACCCUAACAGAUGAAGAUGAGUUUGAAUUUUCCAGCUGUAUAGGUUCAGAGACAGUAAAAUUUAUUAUUCCUGGCAAGAAGUAUAUAAUCAACACCGUAUUUCAUUCCCUUCUGGCAGGGAUAUUGUGUGGGUUAGGAACUUGGUAUUUGCUGCCAAACAGAAUAACGUUGCUGUAUAGCAACAUAGGAGGAACUGUUAUGAUCUUUGUAUUUGGAUGGGUCACUAUAUGUAUAGGAGAGUAUUCAUUAAUCAUAAAUACAGCUACUGAAACAGCUACUUUCCAAGCACUGGAUACUUAUGAAAUCACUGCUCUGAUGAGACCUUUCUACAUUUUUGUCUUUAUUGCAGUGGAUCUUGCACACAGGUUUGCUGUCAACGCACCCAUUCUAGAACAGACAAACCAGAUUUUACACAUUGUAUUUGUCUUUCUGCCAUUCUUAUGGGCAAUGGGAAUUCUGCCCCCGCUUGAUGCACUUUUUCUAUGGGGAAUGGAACAACUGUUGGCGUUCGGACUAGGAGGUUCACCUAUGUCAAGUAACACAAAGUUAUUAGUAAUGUUUCUCAUUUCUGCUGGAACAGCAAUAGCAUCGUAUUUCAUUCCCAGCACUCUCGGUGUGAUCCUCUUCAUGACUGGAUUUGGGUUCAUACUGAGUCUUAACCUAAGCGAGAUUGGUUUUGCCUUCAAACACACCAUGAUCAGCCAUUUAGCCUCCAGCAAAUCUAAAAAUAUGCACAGAGGUCUUAGAAUACAAUUUGGGUGGAGGGAAUUCAUUUUUUAUUUGACUGUGUUGACUUUUGCUCUCAUAGAAGCUAGCCUGCUGCAUCAGUUUGCAGGCUUUUCAUCAUUUUCCAAAGGCAGUCCUCAGGCGAUAGCAAGUUACAUUCUUAUCAUAUUACUUAUAAUUAUGUGGAUUCUUAGAGAGAUUCAGAGAGUGUACUUGUUUGGAGUCUUCCGAAACCCCUAUUAUCCAAAGGAUGUCAGGACUGUGACUGUGUUCAUGGAGAAGCAAAGAAGGCUAAUGAAAGUUGGUGUUGUCAGGAGGAUUUUGCUAACACUAGUGUCUCCGUUUGCUAUGAUAGCAUUCCUGGCACUAGACCGCUCGCUACAGAAUCUUCAUUCUGUGUCUGUUUGCAUUGGAUUCACAAGAAUAUUUAGGAUGGUCUGGCAGAAUACAGAAAAUGCCCUAAUGGACAUAGUGAUUGUGUCAGUAACACAAAUGUUGGUGUUUAAUCCAGACCUCUGGUGGAACAGGAGCCUUGAUACAGGAAUCAGACUCUUGCUGGUUGGCAUCCUACGGGAUCGACUGCUCCAGUUUGUCUCAAAAUUGCAGUUUGCCAUUGCUAUUCUUUUGACAUCGUGGACGGAGAAAAAACAACGCCGUCAAUCUACUGCCACCUUAAUCACACUCAAUGUCGUUUUCUUCCCAAUCCUGCUGACCUUCAUCGCCAUCUCUGCACUUCUUUCUUCUCCCCUGCUGCCGCUCUUCACGCUACCAGUAUUUUUGAUCGGGUUUCCCAGGCCUAUCCGAAGCUGGCCAGGACCUGUGGGCGCUACAGCAUGUGUUUGCUCCGAUACCGUGUACUACCAGCAGAUGGUUCCAGGUCUGGCAGUUGCUCUGCAGUCUGCACUAGCAGCCGGUAGCCUAG